AUGCCUUUGUGCGUGAAUUUUGAUAAAAAUAUAUACACUCACUCUCAGACUUUGAGACUAAGAAUUCAAACACUAACAGUAGGUGUCGCUGGCCUUGGUGGUCUAGGCCAUGUGGCUGUGAAAUUUGCCAAGGCUAUGGGGGUUAAGAUUACUGUGAUCAGUACCUCCCCUGGAAAGGAGGAGGAAGCUAUUAAACAUCUUCAUGCUGACUCGUUUUUGGUCAGUCGUGAUGAAGAUCAGAUGCAGGCUGCCAUGGGCACGAUGGAUGGUAUUAUUGAUACAGUCUCUGCAAACCAUCCUCUCUUACCUUACAUUGAUUUGUUAAAGUCUCAUGGAAAGCUUGUUAUGGUUGGUGCACCGGAGAAGCGUCCCGAGCUUCCGGUUUUUCCUCUGCUGAUGGGAAGGAAGAUAGUAGCUGGUAGUUGCGUUGGUGGUAUGAAGGAGACACAAGAGAUGAUUGAUUUUGCGGCCAAGCACAACGUUACAGCUGAUAUUGAAGUUAUCCCUAUUGAUUAUGUGAAUACUGCAAUAGAGCGUCUUGCUAAAACAGACGUUAGAUAUCGCUUUGUCAUUGACAUUGGAAACACAUUGAAGCCUAGCUCUUAAUUUGCUUGUUUCAGUUUUAAAUUUUUCGUAUGAGGUUUUGGUUUGUGCUAUGUACAAUCUUGCAGUUUAAGCGAGGGCAUAAUAAACCAGUGGUCUCACAAAUUUAAGCCAGGGCAUGAUUUCUCUCAAUCAUCCUGUUUUUUUAAUGUUGCUUGACAACUUUUUUGUUUCAUUUUUUAAUCUUCCCAGACAACUUUUGUUUUUUGCUUUUGUGUUUUUUUAUUUUCUAGCUAUUCUUCUUCAUCAGUCGCCCCUCUACUCUUUAUUUCUUUACUUUAUUAUUUUAGUGUUCUAGACAAACAAAUAAAAACAAGGUUUUCGGGCUUACAAAUACAAGGCUCUUUAUUUAUUUGACCAUGAAACUUGCAUGUGUUAAAUAGUAGAAUUCUAUAUUGAUGGUUUUAUAAGCCCUAUCUUUUUAGUCGUUGAAUCAUAUAAGUAAAGUUAGUAUGACGCAAUGAUUAAGAGAUAAAGCCAAAUCUAAAACUAUUUGUAAGUCCCAAUAAAUAUAUUCAUAAAUAAAAUAAGAUA
This is a messenger RNA of Prunus persica (peach), 1137 nucleotides long. Its product is annotated as probable mannitol dehydrogenase. Gene Ontology annotation, biological process: lignin biosynthetic process. The record is from RefSeq and is a predicted model, not a curated record. Lineage: Eukaryota; Viridiplantae; Streptophyta; Magnoliopsida; Rosales; Rosaceae. Bases 1 to 606 code for a protein of 201 amino acids. The transcript is spliced from 4 exons. Gene Ontology annotation, molecular function: cinnamyl-alcohol dehydrogenase activity.